UUUUAAAAUGGCUGAAGUAGAUGAUCCAUCGUCUGAACAACCGAAUCAAGCAAUAGAAGAGGAAGUAUAUGUAAAACCAGAAGACAAGCAGAUGGAUGAAUUUGACAUUAAGUCUCACACAUUUGAGAUCCCAAACAAGAAAGUCAAUCUACCAACAGAUGUACCAGCGUGGGAAUCAUCAGAGGCAUACAGGGAUCUAGUUGGUUUUAUCUGUGCUGUAAGUGAAGCAGUCAAGUCCAAGAAGAUCAGGGAUGACUACCCUAUCUCAGAGACCACUACUAGGUUGGUUGGUCUCCUGGACACCAUGGACAAGUGGAUUGAUGAGAUUCCUCCUAUAGACCAACCACAGCGGUUUGGUAAUAAGGCAUUCAAGGAUUUCUAUGACCGUCUUAAGGAUGUAAGUAAGGAAGUAGAAAUA
This is a messenger RNA of Ylistrum balloti, 418 nucleotides long. Its product is annotated as serine/threonine-protein phosphatase 2A activator-like. The record is from RefSeq and is a predicted model, not a curated record. Gene Ontology annotation, biological process: mitotic spindle organization. Lineage: Eukaryota; Metazoa; Mollusca; Bivalvia; Pectinida; Pectinidae. The transcript has 4 exons. Gene Ontology annotation, molecular function: protein tyrosine phosphatase activator activity; peptidyl-prolyl cis-trans isomerase activity. Gene Ontology annotation, cellular component: nucleus; protein phosphatase type 2A complex; cytoplasm. The annotation marks the transcript as partial.